Messenger RNA from Drosophila pseudoobscura, 2006 nucleotides. RefSeq lists its product as uncharacterized. The record is from RefSeq and is a predicted model, not a curated record. The transcript has 2 exons. The coding region runs from base 72 to 1214 and encodes 380 amino acids. Lineage: Eukaryota; Metazoa; Arthropoda; Insecta; Diptera; Drosophilidae. Gene Ontology annotation, cellular component: nuclear envelope.
AUCAUUGACUCUACUGUAGGAUAACCUAACCUCAUAGCAAAGUUUGACUCAGUGAAACAUACAAGUGAAAAAUGUUGAAAUAUCUAUCUGCUAUUUGCCUUUUGGUUUUGAUGCCGAUCCUGGCGCUACAAAAUGGCCUCCACCAUGAUCCACCGAUGUUUCCUGUACCUGGAGACACACACAUCCGGAAGGCACAGAGCCUGGUGCAGCGGUACACCAACAACAAUUACGUCCAAGUGUUUUGUUGGAAAGGGGAGCCAUUUUCCUUUUUGACGAUUUUCAACAGCAAUUGCCUCCAUUUGGAAAUCGAAGAAGGAGCGGAGUACAGUCAGUACAUGGAGGAGACAGACCAUAAGAUCCACCUGGCCCGUGAGCAUCAACAGGAGUGGGCCGAGGGCAAGGCCGUGACGGCCAAGGAUAAGUACAUCAAUUUGAGGGCCAAUAAGCCUAUCUGCUAUGGGAUCUACACGGACCACGGCUUCAAACUGACUCUGGAGACCACCAACACCGACAAGUGGCGGGUGACAAAGUUCUGCCUGGGUUUCCUCCUGUGGCGGGCUGCGCCACGCGUCGGGGCCUCUCGCCGUUUGCUGUACGGCCUGGCGGCAUUCCUGGGGCUCCAACUGGGCACCUGGAUAACGAUUUACGAUACUGGACAUCUCCGGCUGUUGCGCGAGGGAUCCCUGUCGACGGCGUUGCACGAGGUCUUCUACGAGCGGCCCAGCAUGUUGGUGCGGGCUUUCUGUGCCUGCUGGUGUGCCCUCUGUUUGGUCUUCCAGCGGCUAGAUAAUCGCCAAACUGGUCGCCUCAAUCGUUUCAUUCUCAGAGGCAUCGCCUGUUGGUCGAUCUUCAGUGCCUCGGAUCACCAGUCAAUCGGCUUCUUCUGUCUUGCCUGCAUCUUUCUCCAUCCCAUAAUCCGUGCGAUGCUCCGUGCCAAGACUCCGGCUGGGCAGGAAAACUACCAACAGCAGUAUGCCCAGCGACUCCAGCAGCAGGCCAACUUAUUGGCUGAAGACUCCUUUCGUUGGGCUAUUCCGAGGUCCGCCAGCUUCGGGGCAGGUGCCCAGACAUUCUCGGGUGCAAUCCAGACAAGGAUUUCCGCUUCUCAAGGGACUGGACAGGAGCCACUGAUGUAUCACACCAGCGGGGAUUCGAUCGUCUUCGGGGGACGCUUUGUCCCCACCGAUCCCCCACCGCCGCCUGCGGUGGACUAAAAACUGAGCCUAAAUGCUACACGCGAUCAAUGGUGAUCCUCCCAGAAGGCUGACCUCUACACCUCUACACCACAACCACAAGAUAUACACAAGAAAAACGAGGGUAAUCAGCGGGGGAAGGUUGGAGAGGAAAAGCACAGGCAAACUGAAAGAAAGAAGGCAAAACUGGAGGGAAAUGCAUUUGAUAAUUGAAAAGCAAAGCGCACAAGCACACGCACACACACUCACACAAGCACACCCACACACACACACGAGGCAGGCAGUAGGCAGCACGCAGCACGCAGCAGGCAGCAGGCAGCAGGCAGCAGAAGCACACGUGGAAAACCUACAUCAUUUUCAGAGGAGAAAAACCUUUUCACACAGGAAUACAGAGAGAGAGGGAGGGAGAGAGAGAGAGAGAGAGAGAGGAAAGUGCCCUCAAGGCAGCGGGCGGACAAGGCAGGACACGAGAAAUCGAAUCGGAAGCCAAAGGAUGGAACAUUUCAACAUUUUGCCAUGGAAACACACUUUGGGGGGUGGCGGAGUUGGGGCAGCGGGGGCGUGGCAAGCAAAGUGAUUCGAAAGGCAGCACAAAGUGGAGUCCAAGGAGGGAGCCCACAAACGGAAGCUGGCGUCCUGCCGCCCAAGCCAACGCCAGCCCAAGAAAAAAUCCCUAGGAAUAAAGUCCGGGCCAUACAAAUAGCACAGGGAAUUUCCAUAGGAAUACGAAACAAAGUUUGGCUAAAGAGGGGGUAAAUUUAUUUUCCAUAAUUUUUACAUUUUAUCAAUAAAGGGAUACAAAUUUGGGGUAAA